AUGGCUCGAGUUCUGGUAUACUACUCUACUCAGACAGAUACGUCCAAGUUAUUGGGUCAGGACUUCGGAGCGGUUCUCAAUAAUACAUUUGGUGAAGGCAUAUGCAAAGUGACUAACAUUAGAGACUUGGAGGGACUAGACGUGCUGGGAGAAUUUGAACUUGUGUGUUUUUUCAUCAGCUCUUAUGGAGAUGGCGAACAAUGCGAUGAAGGAAUGGAGUUUUAUCAGACUUUGAUGUCAGCGGAUGACGGUUAUUUCGACAAAUCAUUGACUCAUUUCACUCUGUUCGGAUUGGGGAGCUCUCUAUAUGAUUUGUAUCAGGGAGCAGCCAAAGACUUCUACGGGCAACUACUUGAAAAGAAACUCGAUUCUCUCGGGCAGUUCGGAAUGGGUGACGAUGGCCUUGCGACGUUGACCGAUGAUUACGAAGGGUGGAAAUUUGAUAUUCUUCCUCAGAUAUCGGAGUAUUUGAGGAUUCCCUACCAGGUGAGUGAAAAGUACAAAGGGCGAUACAGAGUUUUGGAAUUGGUAGAGGAGAAUCAACUGCAUACUCAUUUUUCUACUGCCAACAAACCUCCUUAUCAUUCUGACAAACCGUACGUUGCACACAUUCAUGGCUUGAAACGAUUAUCCGCGGUCAAUAAAGAUUCGAAGACUGUGAUUCAUGCUACCAUAGAUCUAGACUCAUCAGAUUCAGGACUUCACUACACUACGGGGGAUCAUAUAGGUAUCUUCCCCAGUAAUAGCGAUGAAAAUGUGGACGAUUUCUUGAAGAUAUUCGGACUUUACGAAAAGAAAGAUCAACAUAUCAGCAUUAUUCCUGUUGAUAGAAUGUCUACAAAGUGUUUUGUUCCUUCUCAUACCACAUACAGGCAGAUCUGUAAGAAUUUCCUUGAGAUCAAUGCCUGCUUGAGUCGGAAGAUAUUGAGACAAAUAUCCGAGUUGUUUAUCUCAUCUGAACAGACGAAACAGCAGUUGCUAGAACUAAGCAAAGAUAGGAAAACGUUCAUGGAUAGAGUUGUAUCCAAGCAUAAAACUUUAGCCAGUUUGCUGGUUAAAUUCGAUACGGACUGCUCAAUGAUUCCAUUUUCCUUUCUAUUGGAGUCCUUGGGACCACUUAAACCUAGAUACUAUUCAAUUUCUUCUUCCAGUGUAAAGCAACCACAAGCUGCAGAUAUUACUGUGAGUACUGUGCAAUCGGAAGGGGACAACUUUGAAGGAGUAUUCUCGAAGAACUUGAUGAAUAUGCUUGAUGAUAAGGAUCAAACGUUCUCGGUACCCAUAUUUUUGGAGCAGACUAAAUUUAGAUUGCCGUUUGAUACUACAACACCUAUCAUUAUGAUAUGUGCAGGAGUAGGAGUCGCGCCAUUCAGAGCAUUUAUACAGGAGCGCACCAAGAGUACUCCUACCAAGAAAAGGCAGACUACAAACUUGUAUUUAUAUUAUGGGCUAAGAAACAUUAGCAGAGACCUACUUUACCGAGACGAAUGGGAAAGCUAUUCAAAUGAUGAAUUGGUGGUGAAGUUUGCCGAAUCCAGACCUUCUAAAGGUUUGAGAAAGUUAUAUGUUCAAGAUCUAUUGCAAAAGGAUGCGGGACUUAUCACGGAUCUAGUAUGUGAACAGAAGGCUAGUAUAUACGUGUGUGGAGAUGCAAAGAAAAUGAAUAGGGGAGUGUCAAAGACUUUACUAGAGAUAAUUAAGGAGAAAAAGGGUGGAAUUAAGCAGGCAGAUAAAUUUCUAAAGUACCAGAAGAUACUUGGAAAGUAUCAAGAGGAUGUAUGGUGA
Messenger RNA from Brettanomyces nanus, 1785 nucleotides. RefSeq lists its product as uncharacterized. Lineage: Eukaryota; Fungi; Ascomycota; Pichiomycetes; Pichiales; Pichiaceae. The coding region runs from base 1 to 1785 and encodes 594 amino acids. Gene Ontology annotation, molecular function: FMN binding; flavin adenine dinucleotide binding; NADPH-hemoprotein reductase activity. The transcript has a single exon. Gene Ontology annotation, cellular component: cytosol. The record is from RefSeq and is a predicted model, not a curated record.